Messenger RNA from Penaeus vannamei (Pacific white shrimp), 672 nucleotides. NCBI's taxonomy places the organism in Eukaryota, Metazoa, Arthropoda, Malacostraca, Decapoda, Penaeidae. The record is from RefSeq and is a predicted model, not a curated record.
UAUAGCUCACGUUCUUGGCUACGUUCAGGUCUUGUUCAGCUGAACGAAGAAGGUAGUCGAGAUGGGGUUCGGAGGCCGUGUUCUAGCGUGUGUUUUGGCCCUGGCUUCGGCUGGACUCGCGAUGGAAUGUCCCGCAGGAUUCUUCGAAGCAGCAGGCGGGUGUUUCGUGGUCCACACCCAGCCUAGCACCGGCCAGACCGACCUGGACUGGGCAGGAGCAAGGACUCUCUGCCAAGGACUCUCGGACUCGGUCUGGACUGUCGACUUGGCCGUGUUCGAUUCCUCGGAGCAGUUGGCAGCGGUUUCGGAGGCGUGGAUCACGAUCGGCGCCUCCUACCCCUACGCCUACCCGUACAUGUGGAUCGGCGUGGAGCGACAGGGCGAGGCGUGGACUUGGCUCGAUGGAAGACCCUUGUCGCGCUUCUCCAACAUGUGGCGCGUCGACUAUCCUGACGAAGCCUACGACACGGGCGUCUACCUCGAGGAUUACGGACUGUCCAACGGCGCCAACGUCUUCGGGAGGCUGUACGUCGGGAAUUCAGGACACAAGUGGCUGCGUCGCUACAUGUGCCGGGCGAAGUAGGAGGUCGGGGUUGUGGAAUGGGGGGUGGAUCUGCGUCUCGUGGAAGCGCCGUGUUAAGAUCUAAGAAUAUAAGUUAUGAAGGAGUUGUC